Protopterus annectens (West African lungfish) is the source of this 6728-nucleotide messenger RNA. RefSeq names its product envoplakin (gene EVPL). Bases 245 to 6316 code for a protein of 2023 amino acids. NCBI's taxonomy places the organism in Eukaryota, Metazoa, Chordata, Ceratodontiformes, Protopteridae. The record is from RefSeq and is a predicted model, not a curated record. The transcript has 22 exons. Gene Ontology annotation, biological process: wound healing; intermediate filament cytoskeleton organization. Gene Ontology annotation, cellular component: cytoplasm; membrane; intermediate filament. Gene Ontology annotation, molecular function: structural molecule activity; cadherin binding.
CAUGACAGUCAUCUAAACAGUGCUGCAGCCGAAAGCAGGGAAGGAAGGAAUCAAAGAACGGAAGCUUAGACGUUCUGAACCACAGUGCCAAGGAGAAUUUGCAACAGAGAAAAGCACUGUGGGAUCUUAUUUGGCAACUACAAAGUCUGACAGUUUUGACAGACAGAAAGUGACAACAGACUACAGACACAGCAGCACAGUGUGAAGUCUCAUUUGGGGAAGUGGGGUCUGAACACCUGCAAUCAUGUCACUGUUCCGUAUAAAUAAGUCUUCACCAUCUAAAACCUUGACUCUUGGCUCAAAGCCAAACAAAACUCAGGCACCUGAUCUAGUUCAGCUCAUCAGCCGAAUGCAAAGCAGUGCUGACUUGGUGGAGAAGAGCAUUAUAGACACAGAAGAAAAGCUAAAACUAGACACCAAUAACUACAACAGUAAGAAGCCUUUCCAGUACCAAAAGCGUAAUGCUGACAACUUGAGAAAUGCAGAGGACCGCUUGAAGGAACUCUUUCUGGAUACAGACAAAGCUAAAAAGCUAAAACAUCCACAAGCAGAGGAAAUUGAAAGAGACAUAAAACAGCUCCAUGAACGAUGGGUGUCACAGUGUGCAGAAUAUCGUGACCUGUAUGACAAGCUAAAUAUCCCAAAAACUGGAGGCACCAUAGUAGAUUGGCCAAGACUUUUUGAACAGAAGCAGAGAGAAAUUAAUAAAGGCACAUAUGGACCAGCACUGCCAGAUGUGGAAAAACAAGUUGCACAACAUAACAUCCUUCAUAAGGAGAUUGAUGAGUACGGGCCACAAAUUGAAAAGAGUACAGUCAAGCCGGAACAACUUGCAGCAAUCCAGAGUCAGUAUAAAGACCUCUGGGAAUCUUCUAGAAGCCGUAAGAUCUACCUCGGUAGCCUGUAUGACUAUAUGCAAGGCUGCACCAGGGAGCUCAUGGCCCUUAAUGAUGAAUCAAAUAAAAUCGUCCAACAGGAUUGGAGUGACCAGAUGGCUGACCAUGAGGAAGCAAGAAGACGGUAUGAACAUUUCAAAACAUAUGAACUGAUGAACAAAGAGAGCACAAUAAACAAACUCCAGAGUAAUGGAGAUGAGCUGAUUCAACUUCAACAUCCAGCAGCACAAACUGUUCAGGCCCACCAGGAUGCCGUGAAGAAUGAAUGGCAAGAAUUCUUGAACCUCUGUCUGUGUCAGGAGAACCACCUGAAAAAUGUGGAAGAUUACAAGAAGUUCCACGAUGAUGCAGACAUUGUCAGCAAGUCAUUGAAGAAGAUAAAUACUGAUCUAGACAACAAAUACAAGAGCUACAACCGAGACAACCACCGUGUUAUGUCAGACCUGCUUUUGCAGCUUGAGAAUGAUGAAAGAGCACUGCUUCAAAAUGAGAAGGACCUUGCAGAUUUGAAGAAACGGAGCACUCAGAUCUCACCAUUAAAAAUGAGACGCAAUCGUACUUCCAAACCCAUCACUGUCGAAGCCAUUUGUGACUGGGAGGAUGAAUCAACAGAUAUUGCCCGAGGUGAGAAAUAUUCCCUCAAGGAUAACAGUGACAAUGACAAGUGGGUGGUACAGAGCAACACUGGAGUAUUAAAGAGUGUUCCUGGGGUCUGCUUUAAUAUUCCUCCUCCUGAUCCUGAGGCCAUCAGUAGCAUUGACAAACUGAGCAAUGAUUUAGCAGAGGCAAAGGUGAAGCAUCAGAAGGUCCGAACUGACUUAAAGAACAGCUAUGAUGAGGUCAACCGCCUUGCACGACCAGUUCUUGUGCAGAAUACUGCUAGCCAGAAGGAAGACCCCAAGGGCUUGGAACUUCUGAAGAAAGUUGACAAGAUCAAUGCAGAUCUGAACCAGACAGAGAAUGACAUUCUUAAUCGGAUGAGGGUACCUAUAAACCGAAAUGCUCCUUCAAAGGACUUAAGCUCUAGACUCAGUGACCAUGAGGGUACUGUUCGGACACUGCAAAAGAUAGGCACAGAGAAGGAUGCUCUGCAGAAGGAAUGUGAAAAAUAUCUGUCCAGCAAGCCCAGUGGUGUCACAGCUGCACAACUCCCAAGCGCACUCAGCGACAUGAAGAACAAGUACAAUGACGUCACUGCGCUGUCAAAACUGUACCAGGACAAAGGGAAGUCUGCGUUGAACUUAGAGAACCAGAUCAAGAAGACAGACAGCAUCAUCACUUCCUUUGAAAAUGAACUGGCACAGGAAAACUCAAUCCCAGCAUCCUCUAAUGUUCUGCAGGACCGCAUAAAGGAGUUACAGAAAAUGAAGCGUGACUUGGAGAAUAAACAAGAUAACCUACAGCAGCUUAAUGAAAACUUCAGCGAUACAGAACAGUGUUGCAGUGCACUUCAUACUAACUUCCAGGAGUUUUGCCCUGACCUGCCUAAACAAGAAACAGAAGUUCGGCGCCUUAAUGAUCGCUUCAAUGCUGUUGCCGAACAGCUGAAUGAGAGAGAGCAAAAACUUCAGAAUGCUGACAUUGCUUAUCAACGUUUCAAAUCAUCUAAUCAGGAUUUAAACACAUGGAUAAACAGCUUACCCAAUAACCAGCUCAGUGCUAAUGAUGGCCUAAGUCAAGUAAACUACAAACUGCAAUCACAAAAGAAAGUGGUAGAUGAAAUAAAACGGAAGGAGCAUGACAAAGACUCACUUGUAGAUUUAUCACAUGACCUUCAGACGACUCUGAAUGACUAUGACCUGUGCACUGAUAAGUACAGAACAUCUUUGGAUCCCUCCUUGAGUGCAUCUUCAGCAAAGAAGUCACGUACCUCAUCACUUCAGGACAACAUCAUAAACCAGGAAAAAGUCCUUGUGAAGCAGUACACUGAGGCUGCUGCAGCAAAUCAGUCGCAGCUAUCACAGCUUGAAUUUGCAAAGAACGUUCUGGAACAGCAAGAAGAUCAAGUGAGCAAUGUUGUUGUGCAGAGGAAUGUUCAUACAGAGAAUGUACAGAGUAAAGCAAGAGAGACUGAGCUCCUUAAGCAGCAGAUGGAAGAGGAGAAAAGGAAGAUUAAUGACGUUCAAGUGACACUAGAUGAAAACAGAAGAAAACUGUUGCUUCUGAGGAGUCAAAGGCCAGUUGAAAAAUUUGAGGAGAAAGAAGUUGUGCAGUACUACAGGGAUCCAAAACUGGAAAGUGAAGUAGCUUCCCUUAAAACUAAAAUUGAAAGUGAAUACAAGAGAAAAGCUAACACCCAAGCAGAGAUUCAAGCACUGAAUAAUAAAAUUCUUCUGUUUGAGAAUGAGCGGAAGGCAGUCAAGCCACAGCUCAUCACAAAGGAGGUCACACAAAUCGAGAAGGACCCACUUCUAGAUAAAGAAGCUGCCAACCUGAGAACAGAAAUUAACAGACUUAAAAAUGAGAAUGCAGUAUCUUUCAAAGAAUUUGAGCAUCUGCAAACAGAUGUCACAAUUCUUGAGCAAAAGAAGCCAAAUAUCAAAGAAAGGGUUGUUGUUAAAGAGGUGGUAAAGGUGCAGAAAGACCCACAGAUGUUACAGUCAGCAAGGACCCUCCAGUCCCAAAUUGAUGAUGAGAUAAGGAAGAGAAGAACUCUAGAAGAAUCUACAAUUACACUGAGAAACAGGAUUCUGGAAGUUGAGAGGCAGAUAAGCCUAGCAGAGCCAAAGGUUAUUGUUAAAGAAGUAAAGAAAGUGGAACAGGAUCCAGUACUACUGCAGGAGGCUGGCAAAUUGAAAUCACUUCUAGAUGAAGAAAGACACAAAAGCAGUUUGCUUUCAAGAGAAAUAACUGAUUUAAGAACCAGGUACAACAUUAUAGAAAACCAGAAACAAAAGAUUGAAAUUAAGGAAGUUAUUAGCGAACUGUUUCAUAUUGCCCCAGAAACAGAAAUGGAAAUUACUAAUAUCAGAAGAGAGCUACAGAUGUCUUCUGAGAAGAAAUCAUUGCUAGAUAAAGAAAUUGAUAAAAUAAGGAAAGAAUUGGAAGAGCUUAGGUCUCAAAAGCCAAGAGUAGAGCAAAAAGAAGUUGUCCAAGAAGUUGUAAAGCUUGAAAGCAGUCCAGAGAUACUUAAAGAAAUUGACAGGCUAAAACUUCAACAAACACAGAUAACAGAUAGCUGGAACAGAUGCCAUGAGCAGGUACUAAGGUUACGUAAUGAAAGGGAUGAAUGGAAACGGGAAAGGGCCAAAGUUGAAACAAAGCUAGUUAAUAAGGAACUAGUUAAGUAUGAAAAUGACCCAAUGCUGGAAAAAGAGGCCGAACGCCUCAGGAAAGAAGUGCGUGAAGAAUCACAAAGACGAAGAGAAACUGAAGAAACAGUAUUUACUCUGCAGAAUAAGUAUUUACUACUUGAAAGGAAGAAACCAGAAGAAAAAGUUGUCAUUCAAGAAGUUGUGCGACUUCAGAAAGAUCCAAGUUUGUUGGCAGAACACAAUAGACUAAAUAAGAGUUUGGAUGAGGAAGUGAGAAAGAGACGUAAUCUGGAACGUGAAGUUCAGCAACUUAGGGUAUUGGUUGAAGAUAAGGAGAAUAUUCUUGAUCUUGAAGGAGAAAGAAUGAAGAAGCUGGCAGUAGAGCAGGAGCUAAGGUUAGUCAGAACAAGGAUCAAAGACCUAGAGGACAGCCCUGCCCCAGUAGAGGAACAAAUAGUCAGAGAGAAUGUGGUGAAAGUAGAAAGAGAACCAAAGCUUGAGAGAAUUAUAGAAAACCUACGUACAGAGUAUAACAAUGAGAAAAACAGAAUCUUAGAUUUGGAACGGGAAUGCAGGAACCUUCAGAUCAGGAUUGAUAUACUAGAGAAAGAAAAGUCCCAAGAGAAGACAAUUUAUAAGGAGGUUAUCAGAGUGGAAAAAGACAGAGUACUAGAAAGUGAGCGUAAUCAGCUUAGAGAUAUAUUAAAUAAAGAGAAAAUAGGAGUCCAUGAUGCUGAGCAAGAAAUACGACGACUAAAUCAAAGAAUCAACAGGAUUGAUGACACAUUUAAAAAUUAUAAACGGGAGGAAGCAGAUCUGAACAAAGAAAAGGAAAGAAUCCUGUGGGAAAAGACAAAUAUAGAAAGAGAUCUAAAAGAACUAGAGAGACAGAAACAAAAUGUUGCUAUUCAUUUUAUGGAGGAAUCAAAGCUCCGAAGUGAGAAAAGUGAAAAGGACAAGCAGAGGAGACAACAGCUUCUGACAGAAAUUUCUCUUUUGGAGUCAGACAUUCUUAAAGAAAAAGAUAUCAUCUACCAGAAAGAAAAUGCUGCAAGAGAACUUCAUUUGGCAUGCAGCAAAGAAGAUUCAGGCCAAACUGAUAUGCAGAUGAGAGAAACAAACCUUUCUACUAAAAUUUCUAUCCUAGAUCCAGACACAGGCAAAGAUAUGUCACCUUAUGAGGCCUACAGGAGAGGGCUCAUUGACAGAAAUCAGUAUACUCAAUUGCAAGAACUUGAGUGUGAUUGGGAAGAGAUCACUACCCUUGGCCCAGAUGGAGAAACAACAGUACUUCGAGACAAGAAAAGUGGCAAACAGUACUCCAUUGACAAUGCACUGAGAGACAGGAGGGUUACAAAAGAAGAAUACCAAAUGUACAAAAAUGGAAAGAUCCCAAUAUCAGAAUUUGCUCUCCUAGUGGCAGGAGAACAAAAGCCUUCAUCCUUCUCAUUUGGAUUUUCUUCCCCCAGAUCACCGCUAUCAUCACCAACCACUCAGAGAAGACAGAAUUUCUUUGAUCAGUCCUCAGCAGCCACCCCAAGUGAUGAUACAUAUCCAAUAGCAGGGAUACAUGACAGUACAACGAAUACCAGGUGUUCAGUACGAAGUGCGCUGCUAAAAAAGAUGAUCGACCCAGUAACAGCCCAAAAGCUGUUAGAAGCCCAGGCUGCCACUGGUGGUAUUGUAGACAUUUCGACAAAAGAAAGAUACUCUGUCCAUAAAGCUUCAGAAAAAGGUCUAGUAGACAGCACACUAAUGAAAAGGCUAAUCAAUGCUCAAAAGGCCUUCACUGGUGUUGAAGAUCCUGUAACCAAACAAAGACUUUCAGUGGGGGAAGCUAUUCAAAAGGGCUGGAUGCCCCAAGACAAUGCUCUCCAUUACCUGCAGGCUCAAUAUUUGACAGGGGGGUUAGUAGACCCUAAUAAAGCUGGCCGUGUUGAUAUUGAUAAUGCAGUGAAACGGGGUAUGAUUGACAAGGAAACUGCCAGAAUAAUUAAGGAAGAAAGUAAUUAUGUUCCAGAUAUCACAGAUCCUGUAUCAAAACAGAAGAUCAACUACAAAGAUGCCAUGUCACGCUGUGUUAAGGAUAAUAAAACUGGGUUGUUAUAUCUUCCAGCUGCAUCUAGUAGUCAGCAAUCUUCAUAUAUGCGCUCUUUCGUUCGUUAAAUCUUUAAUUUUGACAAUUCUCAAAAUCAGUAACUAUUCCCAACCAGAUAUUAAUCUGUCUGAAAUCUUCUAUCCUGCUGAGAACUGUAGCUUUGCUGCAUAAGCAAUAAGCCUUAAAUGUAUAUCAAGAUGUUCUUUGGGUUGUUUGUCUUCUAACCUGCAGGACAAAUAGCCUGUUUUCCAAAUUAUUUUUGUAAAAAGGCAACGUCAUUAUGUAGGAUUCCAGCAUAAAAUGUUGUAAUAGGUGGAAGGCUUUCUUUUGCAACUGUAAAGUAUAUCAUCUCAUUUUUAAUCUAAACUAAACCAGGUUGAAAGCAUUAUAUGUACACCAGUUCACAUAAUUUGAUUUAAGAAAGAUCUGUAAAGCACUGCAAUUUAAUAUCAUUCCUUAUUAAAAACAUAUUUUAUUACA